UCGCCUAAGCGGUGUCUACAACUCAUUAAGCCGAUUGAUGGCUCUGUUGUUUUGCAGCAUUGGCAGCGCUUGGCUACGCCCAGUCUUACCGAAGCUUUGUUUGACCAGCCGCCACCAGGUAUUCUCACCCGCACUGCAAAUCGAAACCAAAGCAUCCUCUCUGUCUCAACUCACACUCCAACCUCAGCCAUCAAUAAUCUAACUUCCACUACUAUGCUCGGUUCUAAUCCGAUAGAUGUUGCUUCAGCAAUUAGUACUAGCAACUCCAAAAUCAAUGAAAAAGCUAGUUUUGCUUGUGAAUGGACGCCUUCCAGCUAUCAAACUUCUUCUAUGCCAACGGAAGAGAAGCCUUAUUCCAAGCCGCGUCCUGCGAUUCUUCGACUCAAUCCAGAUCUGAUGCCUGAUUGGAGCUCUGAACCCAGGCUACCUGUAGCCACGACAGAGCCUCGAGGCCGCGCGAGGAGACGAAUCAAUGAUCACCUUGACAAAGUUGUCAAAAAUGAAGAGCCUGGGACACUGUGUCUGCCGAAUUUUGCGAGUACACGUGAAUUAAGCUUGCCUCCGUGUCUUUCUGUUUCAGCCCCUUUUAAAAUGCUUUUGAUUUUUUUUCGAACUGCAGAUAUACUUAUUGGACGCUCUCGUCCUGAUCUUUUGAACAAACUGAAUUCGAAUUUGGAUCAUAGAGCUCAAACGGAAAUCAGUAGGCCCCCGAAUCAGCUCGUCUUGACAUCACGUAUUAUAGAAGAAGGUCUGGGACCAAAGUCGUUUGGACAGAUGGAAGCAGAGGUAGACGAGCUGCGCAGUGGAACUUUGUCGACUAGUAAUUCAGAGGAUUCUGACCUCGCAAAUACAUGCACAUUUUUGCAGUCAGUUGGUUUGAAGUCGGGUGUUGAAUUAGGAAAAACCAGCCUCCUAGACUUGCUUACUGAGCGCCUGGUCGCCAAUGGCUUUUCCCUUGCCAGUUUGAUGUCCUCACUUCUUCAGGAAAAGUUUUCACCAACGUCCCAUUCCACUGAAUCUUUUGAUAAGGUGAAAGAAUUGACCCAAUUCACCGAUGAACCCGACAUUCAAAUCCCUUCGCUUCAAGAGGCAGAGAGCAUUGAACUGUGUGUCGAGGCCUACUCGACGCCUCAGGCCUAG
Protopolystoma xenopodis is the source of this 1140-nucleotide messenger RNA. Lineage: Eukaryota; Metazoa; Platyhelminthes; Monogenea; Polystomatidea; Polystomatidae. The record is from the annotation of a GenBank genome assembly.